Molecule: messenger RNA, 1299 nt
Organism: Diaporthe citri
Lineage: Eukaryota; Fungi; Ascomycota; Sordariomycetes; Diaporthales; Diaporthaceae
Exons: 3
Coding region: 1-1299 (432 amino acids)
Biological process (GO): lipid metabolic process
Molecular function (GO): oxidoreductase activity
Source: RefSeq, a predicted model, not a curated record
AUGGCUACCGCAACCACCACGGUCCAGACGAGGAGCAGGGCGGCGAAGCAGCAGGUGAGCCUCUUCCCCCUGCCCAUAAUCACUGAGGGGCGCACUGCACCUUUCAACAUUGCGCGCGCAGCGCUGGCUGCUCCCUCCGCUCCGAUCAAGCUCGAGGCCGAGACUAAGGGGCAGGAAUUCCCCGAUGUCAAGACCAUCAAGAGUUGGAUCCCAGAGCACUGCUUCCAGCCCACGGUCGCCCGCUCCAUGAGCUAUGUCGUCCGCGACUAUGCCAUGGCCCUUACCCUGGGCUGGGCGGCUCUGACCCACAUCCCUCAGAUCGAGAACUCGCUCUGGCGCUCCGCCGCCUGGAUCGCCUAUGGCUACAUCCAGGGCCUCAUUGGUGUCGGUAUCUGGAUCCUGGGCCACGAGUGCGGCCACGGCGCCUUCUCUGUCCACUCCAAGUUCAACGACAUCAUGGGCUGGGCCAUGCACUCCUCGCUCCUCGUCCCCUACUUCAGCUGGAAGUUCAGCCACCACCGCCACCACCGCUUCACCGGCCACAUGGAGAAGGACAUGGCCUUCGUGCCCCAGACAGUCGCCGACCGAUCGCGCAAGCGCCUCGCCAACCUGUACAUGGACGCCGAUCUCUUCGAGGACACCCCCAUCGUCCAGGCAGUCAAGCUGUUCUUCCACCAGCUGGUCGGAUGGCAGACAUACCUCCUGACCAACGCCUCCGCCGGCAAGGGCAGCUUGCAGCGCGAGGGAGCCAGUUGGUUCCGUGUUAGCCACUUCGAGCCCACCUCUGCCGUGUUCAGGCCCAACGAGGCUGUCUUCAUUGCUCUCUCCGACCUCGGCCUGGCCCUGACCUCAGGCGCCUUAUACUACGGCUCCACCAUCUACGGGUGGCAGACGAUUGCUCUCCUCUACAUCGUGCCUUACAUGUGGGUCCACCACUGGCUCGUGGCUAUCACCUACCUCCACCACAACCACCCCGAGGUGCACCACUACGAGGCCGAAUCUUGGUCCUACGUCAAGGGCGCGCUUGCCACCAUCGACCGUGACUUUGGCUGGGUUGGCCGACACCUGUUCCACAACAUCAUCUCCGACCAUGUUGUCCACCACCUUUUCCCUCGCAUCCCCUUCUACAAGGCCGAAGAGGCCACCGAGGCCAUCAGGCCCAAGCUCGGCAAGCUGUACCACCGCGACGACCGCUCGUUCCUCGGCCAGCUGUGGUCCGUCUUCACCACCUGCAAAUACGUCGAGCAGGACCCCAACGAGCCCGGUGCGAUGAGGUGGGCCAACCUCAAGGAGAAUUAG